Messenger RNA from Penicillium cataractarum, 2556 nucleotides. RefSeq names its product transcription factor domain-containing protein. The transcript has 8 exons. Lineage: Eukaryota; Fungi; Ascomycota; Eurotiomycetes; Eurotiales; Aspergillaceae. The record is from RefSeq and is a predicted model, not a curated record. Gene Ontology annotation, biological process: DNA-templated transcription; regulation of DNA-templated transcription. Gene Ontology annotation, molecular function: zinc ion binding; DNA binding; DNA-binding transcription factor activity, RNA polymerase II-specific. Bases 1 to 2556 code for a protein of 851 amino acids.
AUGACUCCAAUGAAAAAGGAUGCUAAACGCAAAUAUGUUACAACCGCCUGCGAUGCAUGCCGGCAGAGUAAAGUGAAGGUCGGAAAUCGGUUUCCUUGCCUGUCCAUGGAGAUUGCCGCAAGAUGUGAUGGAGCCCAGCCUUCUUGUUCAAAUUGCCAAAACAAGAUGAAGGAAUGCACUUAUCGAGCUGGAUCUGAUAAGAGAAAAAUAUCUCUUCGAUUUGUGGUCGAUCUUCUUGUUAACCGACUAGAUGAACUAUCUCAAUAUCUCAUUGACCAGGGAUUGUCCCCGCCUCCCAUGUUCAAUGAAAAUGAAAUAGCAUUGAAAAAUGCUUUGGAAACUCUUGGACUUGGCCACGUCCAGUUAGCCUUGGAGAAAAUCGAGACCAAGGACAGGCAUCUGGCGCAUUCUUCUCUCUCGGGGACUACCCAAGUUCUGCUUGAAGAUACCGAGGGGGCGGAUCUUGAGAUCGACCUCAGCGAGUUGAACUCAAAUAUGGAUAUAUUGGGGCAACCAUUGAUGAAUGACGGCUUUGAAGAGAUCUACCAACCUAGAUCACGAAAGGCUUUAGGUCUCCCUAGAAUUACUGAAGACUCACUGCCACCCCUGUUUGAAGAUGAGAUCGUGGACUUGGGGGGCUUCUCGGAUAUGGGCCAAGAAGCGAAUCCCAAGGACUCCUCUCCACAGGCUUUGCCUGCCCUUGCUCAGCCUAUCGAAUCGAAUCAACAGCAGCCGCCAAGUGACUUGCCCGAUUCAGAAUCUUCGGACCACAAUUUGAAUUCCAACGUCACCAUGCCAAGUAGUGACGAAGUGAAGCAAAACUCCAAUGGCGGCGAAGACAUGGAAGAUAUCGUCCAUCGCCUCUCAGACCGAAUGGGGAGUCUCCAAAUUGGAUCAGAUGGACAAGUGCGAUACUAUGGCCCUACGUCCCACUUUAACUUGCUACGAAUGCCCACCCCGGAUAAGUUAACAAUCCAUCGCAAUGUACGAAAAGACGGACAAGACUACUUAUACCGCAUGGGCAUCGGUAAAAGUGUGCCGCCUGAUCUGGAGGCCCAUCUGAUUAACCUAUUCUUUACCUGGCACAAUCCAUCAUUUGAUGUGGUGGAUAGGAAAAUGUACGAAGCGGCAAAGCAACGUUGGCAAGUCGACAUGGAAGAUACGCCAUAUUAUUCUGAAGCGUUGAAUAACGCCAUGUGUUGUCUUGGUGCUGCAUUUGAGCCUCGCUAUCAUCCGAACUUCAUUACCUAUCCAAAAUCCGUUUCGGACUUUUUCGCAGAUCGGGCUAAAACUUUACUUGAUAUCGAGCUUGAUUCGCCAUGCUUGGCGACUGUCCAAGCAAUGGUAGUGUUAAGCGGACACGAUAUAGGUUGCAAGCGUGACGCAAGAGGAUGGCUUUACAGCGGAAUGGCUAUGCGACUUGCCUUUGAUCUUGGACUACACCUCGAUAUGUCAUCUUACGUAUCAGAUGGAUCUAUCAGUGCCGCCGAAGCUGAAUUGCGACGUAUGGUCUUCUGGGGGGCCUACACACUGGACCAACACUGGGGAUUCCUCCUCGGACGACCAUUCCGAAUCAACAUGGAAGAUGUCACCGUUGACAAGCCUGGUCGCGAUUCGAACUGGGAUCAGGCUCAGCGGUGGACACCUUAUGGACUCCCAUACCCCGUUUCGCCCCUACCAGACCCAUCGAUCGUGAACCCAGUCACGGCUUUGAGUCAGUCUCGUAUCUUACUAUGUGAGAUUAUGACGCCGUUGGGCCAUGUAUUGUACGGAUCGUCAAAGAUAUCAAAACACGAUCUGCAGAGUCUCAACGCAAAGACUACCAAGAAACUUCUUCAGUGGAAAGCCAAUCUACCCACGCCUCUGCAAGUGGACCUCGACAAUUCGACAAUUCCAUAUCUGCCACAUGUGCUACUACUUCAUAUGCAUUAUCAUCAAGCUAUCAUCCAUGCACAUCGACCAUGGAUCUCCAAAAGCUCGAUCCAACCACAACCCGCUCAAGGCCCCGGUCAUACCCAUGCUCGCAAAAUGUGUGUCGAAUCCGCAACCGCAAUUGCCAAACUGCUCCAUCUGUACGAAUUACGCUAUACUUUCCGUCGCAUGAACAUCCAAGCUGUGGCAAUAACCUGCUCAGCGGCGCUAAUGUUGAUAUUUGCGACUAUUCUCAAUCGUAAUUCCAACCAUGACCAUGAAACGGUAGCUCACCUCAGCCUUUGUUUCCGAGCACUGGAGGAAUUCGGUUUCUCAUGGGAAAGUGCGAAACGAGCGCAGAGUUUCUUGCUUCAUAUGCAAGGCCUAUGGGAGGCGAAGGUCCGUCCUUAUCGCUCUGCGAAGCGGGCUAUGCCUGAAGCUCAGGAUAAAUCUCGAGCGCAAUCACCUCAACCCAAAAAGUCACGCACUUCUCCUGAAAGCGGAAAUGGGGGUAAUGAGAUUUCUGGAGAUGGUUCAACAGGACAGGACUUGCAAGGGAAGGAUGAUGAUCUUAUUGAUUGUGACUCCGAGGAUUUUGACUGGUUAUGGGCCGCCAGCAUGGGCGCUGUUCCUGCUCCUGAGUGA